Molecule: messenger RNA, 1695 nt
Organism: Portunus trituberculatus (swimming crab)
Lineage: Eukaryota; Metazoa; Arthropoda; Malacostraca; Decapoda; Portunidae
Product: calreticulin-like
Exons: 4
Coding region: 116-1333 (405 amino acids)
Biological process (GO): protein folding
Cellular component (GO): endoplasmic reticulum; endoplasmic reticulum membrane
Molecular function (GO): calcium ion binding
Source: RefSeq, a predicted model, not a curated record
AGGCCUCCACUUGUAUCAGCGACGAGGAAAUAUAGGGAUUUAGGGAGCAGUCGUGGGCUAGAAGAGAGGGAGAGGAGACGCGCUCACCCGCCACUCCAGUACAUCAGUCGACGCAAUGAAGAUCUACAUUCUCCUCGCCCUCCUGGGUGUCGCCCUGGUGGAAGCCAAGGUGUACUUCCAGGAGACUUUCAGUAGCGAUGACUGGGCGUCUCGAUGGGUUCAAUCAGAACACAAAGGGAAAGAGUUUGGCAAGUUCAAGUUGACAGCUGGCAAGUUCUAUGGUGAUGCUGAGAAGGACAAGGGCAUCCAGACCUCCCAGGAUGCUCGCUUCUAUGGUCUGUCCAGCAAGUUCGAGCCCUUCACAAACAAAGACAAGCCUCUAGUCAUCCAGUUCACAGUCAAGCACGAACAGAACAUCGACUGUGGUGGUGGAUACUUGAAGGUGUUUGACUGCUCUCUAGACCAGAAGGACAUGCAUGGAGAGUCUCCCUAUCUCCUCAUGUUUGGGCCUGACAUCUGUGGUCCGGGAACAAAGAAGGUGCAUGUGAUCUUCAACUACAAGAGCCAGAACCACCUCAUCAAGAAGGAGAUCCGCUGCAAGGAUGAUGUCUUCUCUCACCUGUACACCCUCAUCGUGAAGCCCGACAACACCUAUGAGGUGCUCAUUGACAACGAGAAGGCACAGUCUGGUGAGCUGGAGGAGGACUGGGACAUGCUGCCACCCAAGAAGAUUAAGGAUCCCGAUGCAAGCAAACCCGACGACUGGGAUGACCGUGCCACCAUCCCUGACCCUGAUGACACCAAGCCUGAGGACUGGGACCAGCCUGAGCACAUCCCCGACCCUGAUGCCACCAAACCCGAGGAUUGGGAUGAUGAGAUGGAUGGAGAGUGGGAACCCCCCAUGAUUGACAACCCUGACUACAAGGGCGAGUGGAAACCAAAGCAGAUUGAUAACCCUGACUACAAGGGACCCUGGCACCACCCUGAGAUCGACAACCCAGAGUACACUGCCGACCCUGAGCUGUACAAGUACGAUGAGAUCUGCUCUGUAGGUCUGGAUCUGUGGCAGGUAAAGAGCGGCACCAUCUUUGACAACUUCCUCGUUGGCGACGACAUCGAGGAGGCGAAGCGCAUUGGAGAAGAGACCUGGGGUGCCACCAAGGACGAGGCCAAGAAGAUGAAGGACGCUCAGGACGAAGAGGAGAGGAAGAAGGCUGAAGAGGAAGCUAAGGCAGCUGAGGACAGUAAGGAAGAUGAUGAGGAGGAGGACGACGAUGAGCUGGAUGAGGAGGAUGACGAUGACAUUGAUGAGCUGGGUCAUGACGAGCUCUAAUUUUUCUCUAUCCCUUUCCCCUCAACCCUCCCACCUGAUUACAACCAUCACCACCUGUACAGAUUGAAGCCUCUGGUCAUGCGUUAAUGUUAGGAUUAGAAGCUUCAAUCUUAUAGGCCUGAGAUCUCGGCAGGCAUGGCAGUGUGCUGUGUCCAGUGGAUUUCCAGGCUUUUGUGACUAUGCCCUGUGUGGGUGGGUUAUGCAUCACCAUAUUCAUCUUUAAUCAUCCUCAUCGCCAUAGUGUAUGCAGCACAACCCUGUAUGUUUGUACGAGCCAUAGGAGUGUAAAUGCCAAUAGACCUAGAAUGGUUUGCAUCAUUGAGGUGUAUGAUUGACUGAUUUCCAAUAAACAGAAUGUGGAA